AUGCAAAACGAGAAGGCCAAAAAAAGUAAUUUCAAUGCAAAGACAUUAACAACUGCCUCAAAAUUUUACACGUAUUUGAAUAAUUUACUGAUUAUUUCUCCCAGAAGAAGAUUAGGUAUUUGGAGAAGAGUUUUUGGAGAAAAAGGUGAAUCAAAAAAAUGUUUUGUUUCAAUUUCUGGCGAUUCAGUUCUGGAACCAGAAUGUUUUGGAGUAGCAAAAAGGGAGCUUUCGAUUUUGGAAGAAAAGGGAGUUUCCCUGAGAGGAUAUAAUUCAAGUCUGAACAACAUAAUGGAUUUAAAACCUUUUUCAGAUUUUAAAGGUCAUGAUAUGCAUAGUUUAAGUUACUGGUAUGUUCCCAAUUCAGUUAAACAUCAGUAUUAUGUGAAUUAUAAUUUAAAUAGAUUGUCCGAUUGGCAAGUCGAUACAUUGUCACAGAUUUUGAAUUUUAUGGUAGUUGAGAAAGAUCGACUAAUUGGCAAAUGGGAUAACAUUUUCACUGACAAUUCUCGCCAAAAUUUGUCUCCAUAUUUGAUUGUUUCUCCAGAUGUUUGCGAGAACUUAACAAUCUGUGAAAUUGUUGCUUUAAACAGCCUAUUAUAUUCUGGAGGGAAUAUAUUGGCAAUUUUCCCAAACCCACAGAAAUGUGAUGCUUACUAUCAGAGAUGCAAAUACUUGUUUGGCAUUAAUUCAUUAAAUUUAAGGAUCGAACUUUUUGGCCAAAGUUCAAGGUCGAUUAAUAAAAGUUGGUUUCCAAAUAUAGAUUUGACAAUUUGCACUUUGGAAAAGUCUAAUUCACUAAUUAAUCGACUUAUUUCAGAUAAUAUGCUAAGUGAAUGCAUUAAAACUAUUAUUAUAGAUGAUAUAAACUUUGUUGGAGAUCCUGAGAAAGGCCAUCUACUAGAAAAUAUUCUCACAAAAAUUUCUUAUUUGAAUUUGGUUAACGAUUUUUACACAAAAAAUAAUUAUUUUAAGGGAAGAAAUGGACCAUUAACCUGUUUAUAUGUUUCAAACGAAAAGAUUCCUAAUUUAGAAAUAUACACAGAUGUCCUUAAAGUCGGCAAAAUUUUUGAAAAUUACAGAUACGAAAAAGAGCGUGAGCCUGAUGUUUAUAUUAAAAGAGGAAAUAACGUAUUUUUCUGGAACAAAGUAAAGGCUAAUCAAACAUCAAAUAAAGACGAAAAAUAUGAAAUUUUUGAAAUUUUUGAAAAUGAUAAAAACAAUAACAGUUUUCAAAAAACUGCCAUCAGUGAUUUGAAAUAUUUUUCAGAUCUGAUUCUCGAGUCUUUGAUAAGCAAUAAGAAGGCUCUAGUUUUCUGUCCAACAAUUGAAUGGUGUAAGAAAUCACUUCAAACGAUUUCUAUGGAAAUUCUUGAAAUUGUUUCUAAUAAAGACAAUUCUAUGCCUUACAAAUAUAAACACCUGAAAAACAACCAAUUUGGGUUAUUUGCUAACCAAAUAACUCAAGACAGACCUUUAAGAAUCAAUAUUAUUGAAAAACUGAAAAAGGUGUCAAAAAAUGGAUCUAAAACAGAGAAUGAUCUCUUACUAUUCGAUGGAAUUUUGAAUUAUGGAAUUGCAAUACACAAUUCAAAGUUCUCUUUUAAAGAAAGAAAAAUCAUUGAAGAUGCUUUUAAAAACAAUCAUUUAAAAAUUCUUUUCUGUACUUCCUUACAUAUGAUGGACUCUGAAAUUAAAGCUGACAGAAUUAUUAUCAGAUCUAUUGGGCUCGGUAAAAUCAAUAAUUUAACAAAAAAAAAGACUGGAAACAGGGAAUGGAUUUCAAAAAAUACUCUCAAACAAUUUUUUGGCAGAAUUUCCCACCCCAACUCCGAUAUUACCGCCAAAACAAGAAUGCAUGCAUCCUCUAAUAUAUGCACUUCAAAUUGGGCGGGAGACGGUUUUAAAAUGGGAAUAUUUAUUUUCACUGGCGAUGAUUUAGAGUUUAAAUAUUUGGAUAAUUUGUUGAAUGAUGCUAAUUUCCAGAGUCUGGAGUUCUUAUCUCAUUUGUCAGAAUUAAAUUUAUUUAGGUUAAUACUGGAGUUGAUACAAACAGAUUUGGUGAGAGAAAUUGGAGGUUUGGAGUUAUUAAUUUCUAGACUCACUUUUAGAGGAAAACUAGAAGGUUCUAAUUUCAAUUCAAUUUUUGAUAUAUUUGCAAAAGAUUACCAAAAAAUUCCUCGAGUUUUUCAAUUUAAAGGGCUCAAUGAAGAUAUGCUUUUGUCAAUAUCAUUUAUGGCAAUGAACCAAUUAGUUUUCUUUAGCUCAGGUAAAGAAAACUAUGACAUUAACGAGAUCUCAAUAUCCAGUAAGUAUGUACAGCAGUUUCAAGAUAAAUUUGGGCAUCUUAAAUCUCCAAUAGUUUCGUCAAAGUACGCAUUAAUCGGUUCUAAAACCAAGGAUAAACUAAACAAGUCUAUUACAGCCAUUAUAAUUAAACAAAAUGACUUCCUUGCAAAACUAGGAUCUGGAAAAAAGUAUUUGUUAUCAUUUUUUAACGCCAUUGGGCCUUGCAUUGGUAAUUCCCAGAUUAUUGGAACUUGCCUAGCAAGUGCAUUAGUACAGUCCCAACUACAUCCUUGUAUAGUCCUGGAAAUAUAUAGCGAUUUGAUUAAGUCCAAAUUACUUGGUUUAGAUCUUUCAAACAACCUUCAGAUAUAUAUCUUGGGAUUAUUGGCAUAUAACGGAUCUCACUUAAAAGUAAAUUGGAGUAAUUAUCUGCAAAUCUUUAGUGAGCUAACACCUAGAGAGAUAUUAAUUGCAGACUUUUACGGAGUUAACUUUAAAGUAAUAAGUGAGAUUGUUCGAACUGUAACUUCAAAUUCAAACUUAAUCCCUGAUUUAAGCAAGCUUUCUCCAGUAAGCAUUCAGCAUUCUUAUUUUUACUCUGAAACCCUUAAUUUCAAGGGAGUCAUUGAAAAAUACAGACUGAUAUCCAUAUACAGAUUUUAUUAUGCAUGCUUUCUAAGGGACCUAUGCAACCCAAUGAUGACUUUUGAGCUCAUUAUGGCAAAGUAUUCUAUUGAUUCCAAUGCUAUUAAACUCAUUGUCAGUUCAUUCAGUUUAUCUAUUAAUACAGUUUCAAGCUUAUGUAAGUCUAUUGGCUGGAUUGACUUGGGGGAAAUCAUUUUCAAUAUUAAAAAUCACUUGGAAUCUAGUAUAUCCAUUCGAAAUGUCAAAUAUUUGUAUAAAAUUACCCAAGAACAAAAUCACUACCAAAUGGUCACCUCCCCACAUAAUACUACUAAUGGCCUUCCCCCAGCUACUCCAUUACUGAAUGAUUAUCAUUUAGACCAACAAGAUAUAUCCAGGAUCAUGAACUACGUAAAUAUGGCAACUUCCCUAAACAACUACAUUACUCCUAAUAUAGCCAUUUCUUUCUACUUUUCUGGUCUAAAUUGCAUAGAAAAUAUUGCCACAGCAUCUAAAGAAACCCUAUUAAGGUCUAUUCAAAAUGCAAACAAAUUAGAUGACUACUUUGGACAAUUUACCAAUAAGCCUCCUGAGCCAAAUUUAAAUUUGAUGGUUAUUUGCCAAGAAAUUGUUCAGCAGGCCAGGAAAGUUCUAUCACAAUCGGAAAAUCUUCAUGAUAUUGAUUCUCUCUCUAAUUCAGAUGUUUAUACCGAAAACCAUGAAAUUGAUAUUGACCUAAAUGACUUGGAUUUAGACCUUGUCCAAAACGUGGGAGAGCUCACAGCAAAGUCCGAAUAUUUAUAA
This is a messenger RNA of Cryptosporidium ubiquitum, 3714 nucleotides long. Its product is annotated as DNA polymerase theta. The record is from RefSeq and is a predicted model, not a curated record. The transcript has a single exon. NCBI's taxonomy places the organism in Eukaryota, Apicomplexa, Conoidasida, Eucoccidiorida, Cryptosporidiidae. The coding region runs from base 1 to 3714 and encodes 1237 amino acids.